AUGGGGACGAUUCCAACGAUUAAAAUUCCACUAGAAUCGUUUACAAAUGGUGGGGACGACAUCACAGGGCGAAUCAUGGUGAUCGGGGGCCAAAUCAAGGCACCAUUAGAGGUGCCAUUGUUGAGAAUGUUGAUAAAUUGUUUGGGAAAAAAAGCAGAAAAACGUAAUAAAUGGGAAUCAUUCAAAGAUGAUGUUGAAUUGGGUAACUCUGUUUACCCUUUGGUUCUUGUUCAAGUUCCAAUGUUUAAUGAAAGAGAGGUUUAUCAGCUUUCUAUUGGAGCUGCAUGUGGGCACAACUGA
Molecule: messenger RNA, 300 nt
Organism: Lactuca virosa
Lineage: Eukaryota; Viridiplantae; Streptophyta; Magnoliopsida; Asterales; Asteraceae
Source: the annotation of a GenBank genome assembly